Molecule: messenger RNA, 2313 nt
Organism: Porites lobata
Lineage: Eukaryota; Metazoa; Cnidaria; Anthozoa; Scleractinia; Poritidae
Source: the annotation of a GenBank genome assembly
AUGUACUAUGAUCUUGAUGAUCCUGAUACGAACGCACAUCAAGUCACUUCUCGGAUUGAUUAAGCCUGGACUCUCGUUUGCAUGUUGAUGUCACCAAAUAACUCAAUGACAAUCUCGUAUUCCGGCCUUGGAAAUUAUGUGACAAGGAAAUAUUUUCAGUUUUCGUUGCGCUGUUGAUAACUCCUUAGACAUAAUUAAACUUUGAUGCAACAUACAUAUUUAUGGUUCGAUACAGGAGGAUAUUUGCUUUCUUGCCGAUUGUUCAGUGAUUUCGAGCUAGGAUAAUUUUCAAAAAGCUGCAAAUUGAAUAUUAAAUUAAUGACAAAAGCAUAAUAUCUUCACAAAUUUUGCAACAUCAUCGUACUAAGGCUUUUAACUUUAAAAGUUUGGGGAGGAAACUACGUAAUUCCGGUUCCUUUAUUUAAGUACAAACUCUAGUUCCUUUGAGGAACAUAAACCUCUCCGACCAGUUGCGGCUUCUGUGUAACAACUGAACGCUAAGUGUCCUAAGUACAGAGUAAAUAUACCGAAGUUGUCUUCUAAAGGGUAAGUUUCACUUGGACUCUUGAUAAAAAGCCUUACUGAAAGCUAGAAAAACUAUUUGUUUUCUUUUGCGACUACUAGUUAAGUAAGAAUUCAGUGGACUGUUGUUUUCAUUCAAAAUAUUUCUUUAUCACGAACCUCAUUAAUUGGCUGACCAUUCACUAAAAAUCGUAGUUUUACCAACUUUGUCAAAAAUUCCAGUCUAAUGCUGUUAUUUGACAUCAAAUUUCCCGUUUUAUGCAGUUAGAUCCUGUUAGUUAACAUCAAUUUUCAGUUUUUUCUCGUAUUUUCAAUCACUCUUUCGUCUCCCGUCCUUCCUCUUCCAGUUAACAUGACAAAACGCCUUGUUAAAACCGGAAGAAAGAGAGUCAAAUUGCUCUAGCCAAUAUCUUUCUCUUGUCUCGUUCAUUCUUAUCAUACAGUUUGAUCAUAAAGGUUUCCUCGAAAUGUCUUGGGAUAGCUACAUUGAUAACAUCAUCGCACAAAGUAAAGAUUCUUCUGGCAAGGCACAUAUUGACAGAGCCUGUAUCAUUGGGUUGGACGGCGGAGCCCCUUGGACUACACCUAGCAAUCCAAAUGUAUUAAAAGUAAGGUUGUUCGUCGGCUCAAAUACAUAUGAACUGUUUAAAAUGUUCAAAGACAGACACGUGUUAUGAUUGGUCGAAAUAUGUUCAUUACUUCAUCAAAAAUGCACGCGCUUUUCAUCACCUGCGUCAAGUUUUAAACAUGAGGUCGCCCCUUUCUGUAUUAGAUAAUGACGACAUUUAUGUCACAUACACUGUUCUUCCUUGUCGAGAUUUCAUGAAUUUAAAUGAGUUCGAUGGUAUCCAUAGGCAACCAUUGACCAAUCAUUGCUUAAAUUGGAUACUUAUACGAUCCGAGAAAUCUUCACCUGAAAGCUUGUACCCAUUCUCCCUAUGCUGUAGAUUUUGGAGUUGGUGAAUUAGGUUUUACAGUCACGAAACCCGGAUAUAACCAAGUAGCAAGGGACUGACAAAAAUCGUUCGUUAUGACGGGGGUAAUCCUGAUCCAGCCCCAUAUAUUUCACUUUCAUUGGGGAAAGGGAAUGUCAUUCGUUAUGCCGUUUCGUUAUAUGCCGGUUUGUUAUAUUGGAGUUACGUUUUACUGUAGUUGAGUAAUUAUUAGGAAGCUAUAGCAAAGACACUUUAGAGCGACGCACGUCAGCCGGAAGUGUGUCUCCCUCGCAGCCGUUUUUUGGAUGUCACGCAAUGCUCCCCAUACGGCUGCGAGGGAGACUAGCCGAAAGUGAACUUUUCGCAUUCUUGGGCAACCGUUAUCCCCAAAUUUUCACGAGACACCGUUGGCAAUACUCAUUUGGAAGCGUCAAGGUAUAUAAAAAGCGAAAAUGCCUCACUUCCGGUUGACGUACGUCGCUUAAAACGUCUAAUAAGUAACUUUAGUUUGUGGUCCCAGACGUUCCUAGUGUCUUUGUUUAACCUCCUUAUUGUCUCUUUCUGUUCUCUCCAGUUACAGGGAAAUGAGGCAAGUAACAUAGCCAGGUGCUUUAAGAGCAAAGAUUUUAUGCCAUUUAUGACUGAUGGUGUUUACGUGGAAGGAACUAGAUAUCAGUUCCUGCGGGUGCUAGACGACAAGUUCGUACUUGCCAAGAAAAAAGAAAGCGGAGCAUUGUGCAUACAAGCAACUAUGACAGCGGUUGUCAUCGGUCACUGUCCUGAGGGUGGCCAACAAGGAAAUACAAACAAGGCAGUUGGAAUAAUCGGAGACUACUUAGAAUCCCAGAAUAUGUGA